Molecule: messenger RNA, 751 nt
Organism: Erigeron canadensis
Lineage: Eukaryota; Viridiplantae; Streptophyta; Magnoliopsida; Asterales; Asteraceae
Product: protein MHF1 homolog
Exons: 3
Coding region: 248-559 (103 amino acids)
Biological process (GO): resolution of meiotic recombination intermediates; replication fork processing
Cellular component (GO): Fanconi anaemia nuclear complex; FANCM-MHF complex
Molecular function (GO): chromatin binding
Source: RefSeq, a predicted model, not a curated record
UUCCUUUCAACCUAAAUUCUCUCCCUCGCUCUCUUUCCUCUCCUCCCUCCCUUUCUUCUCCGGCUUUCUUCUUUUCUCCGGUUGCCGUCUAUUAUCUCGCUGAAUUCGCGCUUAAUAAUGUUUAAUCGUUUCUUAUCUCCGGCCGCCGUUUCUUUUCACGCAAAAUCCACUAUUUCAAUCAAAUCAAAACCUAGGGUUUACUAUCACAUUUCUUAGAACCCUAAAAUAUCAGCAAAAAUUGAAUCGAAUGAAUCCAAUCGAAGACAGCGGUUACAUUGGAAGCGAAUACGACAGAGCAGAAGAAGAUGAAGAAACCACUAAUCAUCUCCGUGGUCGUUUUCGCCUUUCCACUAUCUCUAUUGCUCAAUCUGAAGCUAAACAAAAUAGCAUGGCAAUAUCACAAUCGGUUUUCGUUUGCGUAUCGGAUUUAGCCUUCAAGUAUGCCGUUACUUAUGCAGGGGAUGGGUCAAGACAACCAUCUGAGCUCGAGUUGCAGCAAGCUUUCCAUCAGGGUAAGCAUAUUGCUGCCGUCGCCAAGAAACUCAAGGGAAGCCCGUGAUGUCCAUUUAACUUACUGAAACAAUGUCAAGAUAGAUACAAUUAGGUUACCUAUUACUAACUUGUGGUUGUAUGGAAACACAUUGUUUUGAUAUAUAGUACGGUGAUUUAGAAAAUUGUUGGAUUUCAUGGUUUUAAAUUGGUUGUUUGCAGAUUUUCUAGUAAUGGAUACUUUCUUUAAGUUUUUCUUUCA